Molecule: messenger RNA, 2014 nt
Organism: Bradysia coprophila
Lineage: Eukaryota; Metazoa; Arthropoda; Insecta; Diptera; Sciaridae
Source: RefSeq, a predicted model, not a curated record
AUACUACAAGAAGAAUUUUGUUAUUAUUUUGACUGGGACAGAAAUUGGAAAAUUUUGACACUGCCGUCAUUGCGUCUCUUUUACCAAAUGUUUAUGUAAAAAGUAAAAUUUACAACAAAUUUCUACCAUGAAAACGGUUGAGCAUUGGUCCUAAAGACUACAAUUUCAAAGCAAUAUCAAUAAAUGCAAUCAAAUUUAUGCUUUUUUAACGGAACGUUGUGUAGAGUGCUGUUUUGUUGGUUGUGUUUUUAGUGGAAAGUGAUCAAAAUUCAACUACGUUCUGUCACCGUAGAAUGGAGGAGGAGGAUUCCAUAGUAGAGAAAGGUGACAGCUUUGGCUUCAGCCAAGCGGAUAAAACUUUGUCGAUUAGCAACACUGUCUCCGGACUAUCUGAAUCAUUAAAACAACAAAUUGGGGAUGGGUCAAUGGAUGUGCAAUCUUUUUAUAAAACGGGAAGACCAUAUAUUGCUGCCAGCUCUCUUCACAUGAAAUUGAACUCUCGAUACAUAUCGAAGAUUUCGAGUAGUCCUCGCAAAUUUCAAGAUCCGUCAAUUCGAAUGCGACCGUAUUUCAUCCCAGAACGGUCGCGGACAAAAAGCGAGAGCACCGACACGAAACACAGUGACAUUAGCUCAUAUGAAGCACGUACGGUCGGUACAGAGGACUUAUUUACAUCCCAAUGUGAUACAAUGAUGGACACAUCUUGUGAUAACAUUUGUGCAACAAAUUCAUUUAGCAAUACAACCGCACCAGUUGUAGCGAAAGCGAUGAAAAAUUCGUCAUUGAAAAAAUCCAAAUCACUGGAAGACAUUCGAGCGAAAGUUGUUGACGGAUCGCAACCGUCACAUGAAAUGGAGUUUGUUUCGAGUCGAAUACAGAAGCUCAAAGUGCACGAUUAGGGGAUUAGGAGUGAUGAAACAUCAAUAUCGAAAUGGUGAACGAAAAUAUGAAAAUACAAUUCGUCUCUGCCAUUCGUGACUAUUCGAACAGCAAAUGUUUGAAGGGACGAAUCCAUAUCGUUAGCGAAACAUUGUUGUUCCAAUUUAAAUUUAAAUCUCAUGUUCAUUUGUUAGCAAGUAAUGCAGGAAAAUUGACAAAAAUUCUACCGAGCUGAGCAUUAAGGUGAUUUUCAGGAAUCAAUUCAAAUAACGUUGGAAGAAAAUGACGGAGAAAGGUUGAAUUUUCGCAUGAGAAUCACCAAUCAUAUAAACUCACAAGUUCUUAUUUUCGUCCCAAGUUUCAUACCUGCAACAUCAUUCAUCAACACGAUCAACACUUAACGUUAGACAUAUAAAGUUCUUGAAUUGACUAUCCGUCAUUUCCUGAUAGAACAUAAUAACUUCUACCGUCUGCCAAUUGAUCCAGACAUUGUAGCAUAAUUUAUUAUUGAAUGAUAGCAAAUGUAGUUAAUCGAUAUUGUAUUAGGCGAUGUAUAGAGUAUACGAUAGUACAAUUUGGUGCUGGCACCUUAACAUUGUUACAGUUCAUGUCUGGAGUCAGACUUAUCCGUUAAAUGAUUAAAUCAAUUAAAUUAUUGCGACUUUUCCAGACAUGUUACCUUUAAAUAUAUUUAUAACCCUGGCUGAGCAAUCAACACCAUGAACGAACUUCUUGAACUAAAUUUUAAAAUUUUAUAUUGACUGGUAGGUUCAAUAAAAAUUGAAAUCGAUGAACCGUCAAGUUACUGGCGAGGUGUCUCGUCAUGACCUUGAGAAACACCCAUUCAAUUAUUGGAAGAUUUUUAUUUUUUAGGACGGAAACUCUUCAUUUACCACAACCAAAGUUUGAACACAUUAGUUGAACGAAGACAAAAAAACCUUAAAUGAAUAAAUUGAACAUAGAAAAUAGUUUGUAGCGUCUGUGAUUUUGUUUGUUGAUGGAAAAAAUGUCACAAAGGAGGAGAAUUUUUGGUACUUCUUGUGGUGUUAAUGACAUUAACGUCUGAAACAUUAUACCCUUUGUAAAUAUGAAUUCAAAUUUUGUUUUAAAUAAAAAUUUAUUUUUCUACAACAUU